This is a messenger RNA of Eucalyptus grandis, 1109 nucleotides long. Its product is annotated as pentatricopeptide repeat-containing protein At1g34160-like. Gene Ontology annotation, molecular function: RNA binding; protein binding; serine-type endopeptidase inhibitor activity. Lineage: Eukaryota; Viridiplantae; Streptophyta; Magnoliopsida; Myrtales; Myrtaceae. Gene Ontology annotation, biological process: RNA modification; response to wounding. The record is from RefSeq and is a predicted model, not a curated record. The coding region runs from base 165 to 1109 and encodes 314 amino acids. The transcript is spliced from 2 exons.
UCAUCCACAUCUGCUCGCGAAUCCACCCCCUCGCCGCGACCCAUUGUCCCCGCUUGUUGUCCGAGCACCCCUCGGCAACAGAUCUCGCGCUUGCACCCCCACCGCUCGUUCCCCUGCAGCGGCGGGCAAGGCAUGGUUUUUGAGCAAGCUCGCGCGGGCAAGGCAUGCACUCGUUGGAGUCGCUUCUUCAGAAAUGCACCUCCCUCUCCCGCAUCAAGCAGCUCCAAGCCCAUCUCGCUCAUCACCGGCCGCCCGGCCGACCAACGCCCGCACGAGGCUCGCGUCGAGCUCGCGCAAUCUCGACUUCCGGCGACCUCUCUUUCGUGACCCACGUUUUCCACCGCAUCCUCCGCCCCUCCACGAACGACUUCAACGCUAUCCUCAGAGGCAUCGCCCAGAGCCCCGAGUCCGUCGGCGCCGUCUCUUGGUACCGCUCCAUGCUGCACGGCUCCCGCAGGGUCGACGCGCUCUCUUGCUCCUUCGCCUUGAAGGCUUGCGCGCGCGCCCUCACGAUCUCCGAGGCAAUGCAGCUGCACUCCCAAGUGGUGCGUUUCGGGUUCUGUGCAGACGUGCUGCUGCGGACGACUCUGCUGGACGUGUAUGCGAAGGGUGGCGAUCUUGAUUCUGCGGAGAAGGUGUUCGAUGAAAUGCCUGUGAGAGAUAUUGCCUCGUGGAACGCGUUGAUUUCCGGGCUAGCUCAGGGCCAUCGACCCACUGAGGCUAUAUCUUUGUAUAAGAGGAUGAAAGAGGAAGGCUUGAAGCCUAAUGAAGUAACGGUUAUUGGUGCUCUUUCCGCGUGCUCGCAGCUGGGAGCCACGCGAGAAGGUGGAAGGGUUCAUGACUAUAUAACGGAGGAGAAGCUUGAUCAAAAUGUCCAAGUUUGCAACGUUGUUAUUGACAUGUAUUAUCAAUUAGGCCGCUCUUGGCCUGAGUUGGUGGGACAAAAUGGAGAGAAAGCAAAGGCGGUGAUCGAGAAGGACGAUGUGGACGCGGAGGUCAUAUUGAAAUCGGCGAAAAAUGGAAGUGCGUAUACGGAAGUUUGUUGUAACCGAGUAUAUGUUUGGAUCGAUGAAAAUAGCAAUGUCACUGAACCACCUGUGGUCAGAUAG